CCCGCGGACCACGUGACUCCGGUCCUCCUGGUUUUAAAAAGAACCGCUACCGCCGCUGCAGAUACUCUCUCCACGGCUUCAGCGGAGGUGGAAGGUAUUUAACCAUCCGAGCGGCUCUGUGUGCAACCCGACACUUCUGCAGCCUGUCUGCCGACGGUGCGCGCUAACCCCGCGCGUCUUGGAAGCGUCGUUUUUGUGGCUGACCUGCAUCCUGCAAACUCUUCCUGGUCGCGGACCUGCUGCCCGGGGAUGGAUCUGGACCACAGGAGGACAUUUGGCGCCUCCGUUUUACUGACCUGUGUGAUCGUCUGCAGUAAUGUGCCGUAUGCCGCCGGUGCGUACCAGUACAACAACCGCUACGCAGGCGACCAAAUCUUCAGGAUUACACCGACUAGCGACGCAGAGGUACGAGCCCUCCAGAAAAUCCUGGGACAGAUUAAGGUGGACUUCUGGCAGCCCAACAGUGCUUCUCUAAUGCAUCAAAAUGCAACGGUGGAUGUUCACGUGAAACGAAAUGACACACAAGAUCUGCACGCCCGAUUAAAGCUGGAAGGGAUCAAAUAUCGGGUGUUUAUCUCCAAUCUGCAGAAUGAAAUUGAAAAGCAGAGCGGCUAUCGCUCCUCUCGCAAGCGGAGAUCAGAGUCUCAGUACGACUACGAGGUUUACCACCCGCUGGAAGAGAUUCAGAACUGGAUGUUUGAAAUGAACAGAAGUCGCCCCGAGCUUGUCACUUUGUUCUCUGUGGGGAAGUCCUACGAAGGAAGACCACUUUAUGUGCUUCAGCUAGGAAAGAGAGGCCGCCCGCAAAAGAAAUCCGUGUGGAUUGACUGCGGCGUUCACGCCAGGGAGUGGAUUGGACCCGCUUUCUGCCAGUGGUUUGUCAAAGAGGCACUCAGCUCAUACAAGUAUGACUCUGUGAUGACGCGACUGCUCAACCAUCUUGACUUCUUCAUCAUGCCCGUCUUCAAUGUGGAUGGCUAUCGCUUCAGCUGGAACACGGACCGGUUCUGGAGAAAGACUCGUUCCAAAAAUCACAAGUUCCACUGCAGAGGUGUGGACGCCAACAGAAACUGGAAGGUGAAAUGGUGUGAUGAGGGCGCUUCCUCCCAUCCGUGUGACGACACCUACUGCGGCCCGUUCCCUGAAUCCGAACCCGAAGUCAAAGCGGUUGCCAAGUUUCUGCGCAAGCACAAGAAGCGCAUGAAGGCGUACAUAUCCAUCCAUGCCUACGCGCAGAUGCUCCUUUACCCGUACUCCUACAAGUACGCUGCAAUCCCCAACUUUAACUGUGUGGAGUCAGCAGCUCAGAACGCAGUGACGGCGCUGCAUUCUGCUUAUGGAGUGAGGUACAGAUACGGACCUGCCUCAACAACCUUGUAUGUUAGCUCUGGCAGCUCUAUUGACUGGGCCUACAGGAACGGGAUUCCCUAUGCGUUCGCGUUUGAGCUAAGGGAUACGGGUCAUUUUGGGUUCCUCCUGCCGGAGUCUCUGAUCAAGCCCACCUGCACCGAGACCCUGAGAGCCGUGAAAGCCAUCGCGUCGGGUCUGCUGAAGAAGUGCAACACGGAGAAGAACAGAUUUCCGUAUAUUUGAACAAUACUCUGGUUGAGUUUUAAAUUCCUCCCACGAGUUAUUAGGUGACGAACUCAAAAAGACAAUCGGCCAAAGUAACUUUUUGUUUUUUCGCAUUUCGUAAAUGGUCUUGGUGGCCUCAGGGUGCCUGCAUAAAAUUCUUUUUCACAGCAAAUGGUAGGAACAUGAGCACUUGACAAGCUAUGGUGGCACCUUAAAACUAAAAUAAAAACUUAUAUAGACAGACUGGGUGAUGUAUGUAUGUAUGCACAUGCCUGCGGGAUCCUCUGCAUUUGCAUGGUCGUCAUAUAGCAAGGAGCAGCUCUGUGUCGAGAUUUAUAAUAGGCCCUUUGUGGUUUUCUCAUCUCUCCUGGACAUUUCAUUUGUUUCCCUGUGGAUCUGUUAAGAAUUGCUGUUUCUCUUUGUGAAUGAUUGAACCAGCCGUUCAAUCAUUUUUGUCAUGCGAGGUGAUCCACAGCAGGAACUAAUCUGAUGCUGAGAUUGAACCUUUCCGACGCCUGGCUGCAGUUUGAACGGUUAAUUCUGCUUAGUUUUAAACUUCAUCUGCAGGUUUAUUUUAGAAUUGUAUUUUGAUAUGUUUGGUAUUUUUUACUUUCAGCAAAUUAUCUCUUACCCAGAUUUCCAUUGCACUUCAGCUUUCAGCAAAUUUCUGCUCAUGCCUUCAGAAUUUCCAUGACAUUAGCACAGGAGUUGCAUUUUUUUUAUUCUCUCAUUUACAACUACGUUUGUGGCAUGCAAUGUUACAAAGAAGAGACAAUGGGCUUUUGUUUUUGACCAACACUGUGGCAACACUGUUGAGUCCAAUUACCAAGGAAUGGCUCUGUCAGUGAGCUCAUAUACAUCCCUUUAUGUGGAAAUGUAUGUGCCCUCUUACGGAUUUGUUAUGUUUUAUUUAGUCAAACUGCACAUUUAGAUCAAAUAUUUUAAUAGACAAACCUAUCUUGAGUAAACACAAGCUGUAGUUUCCAAUUGAUGUUUACUAAAGGGGAAUAAAGGUCAUCCACAGCUGAAAGAAGCCAGGAGGCCUCCUGGGUACAUGCAGGAAUCCACCUCAACAAGGGUGUGGGAGAAAAUGUGCCGUACGUGUGAGUAAUUUUUCUUUGGGGUGUGGUAAGCUCUGGGGUUAAAUGUUGCCAAGGCAUGAAACAAUAAACACUUGUAAAAAGAUUAACAGAAAGUUAAUUCUCAUGUAGACCUGAUGAUUUCCACCUCCACGUAAUUUCACUUA
This is a messenger RNA of Fundulus heteroclitus (mummichog), 2821 nucleotides long. It is a transcript of the gene cpa6, whose product is annotated as carboxypeptidase A6. The record is from RefSeq and is a predicted model, not a curated record. Gene Ontology annotation, biological process: proteolysis. NCBI's taxonomy places the organism in Eukaryota, Metazoa, Chordata, Actinopteri, Cyprinodontiformes, Fundulidae. The transcript is spliced from 11 exons. Gene Ontology annotation, molecular function: zinc ion binding; metallocarboxypeptidase activity. The coding region runs from base 250 to 1593 and encodes 447 amino acids.